AUGGCGCAAGACCUAGCAGCGCUCGAGUCCUACGGCGCGCGCACGGAUUGGGCAUCGCUGGCCGCCACAGACCCGAAAUUGGCAGCCUGCACUGCGACCUUCAAAGGCGAAACCGGCGUCGACUGGACGCGCCCGGAAGCGCGGGCCGUCGUCGCCGAAGCGCUGCUGCGCCACGACUUCGGCAUCACGUAUCAGGCGGCGCCCGGGCAUCUAGUGCCCUGCGUGCCGAACCGGGUCCGCUACGUGGCCUGGGCCGCCAAGGUCGCCGGCGACGGCGUGACGAACGCCCUCGACGUCGGCUGCGGCGCGUCGUGUAUAAUUGCGCUGUUGGCGGCGCGGUGCCGGGGCUGGCGCGUCGUCGCGUCCGAGAGCGACGACAAGGCCUGCGCCGAGGCGGCGGCGCUCGUGGCGAAGAAUUCGGACUGGAACGCCGGCGCGCUCGUCGACGUCUUCCGCGUCUGUGCAACGGCCGCCUCUCAACGGCCCGUCUCGGCGGCGCUCGACGCGGCCGGCCGCGCGGGCGUCGACGUCGUUCUGGCGAACCCGCCGUGGUUCGAGAGCGACGACGAGCGGCGCAACGCCUGCGGCGGCGCGCCGCGCCGCGACGGCGCCGCCGAGGCGACGGCGGCGGAGACCGUCCGGGACGACGGCGAGGUCGGCUUCUGCGCGGCGCUCAUCGAGGACGCGCUGCGCUUACAGAGUCGCGUGGCGUGGCACUCGGCGCUCCUGGGCCGGAAGCAGUCGCUGCGGCGCGUCCUGGCGCUGCUCCGGGAACGAGGCAUUUCUCGCGUCGCGACGACGACGAUCGAUCUGGGCCGGACGACGCGCUGGGCCGUCGCCUUUUCGGUGGCCGCGGGCCCGGCGCCACGGGGCGACGCGCGCGUGUUCGCCAAGAAGCGCGACCCGGCCCGCGACGUGGCCGUGCCCGCGGACUGCUCGGUUCCGGAGCUCCGCGACCGCCUCGCCGCCCGCGCCGUCGCGUUGCAUGCCGACGCCACGGUUUCUGACGUAGACGCGGACGGCGCCCUCUGGCGCGUCCGCGUCGUGUCCCGCGGCGCGCGCCUCGACGCCGUCGUUUCUGCCACCGGCGCACGCGGCGCGUACCGGCUCCGCGCCGUGCCGCAGGGCGCCGCCGACGCGCUCGCCCGAUUUUGUGAUGGAUUGCCGGGCGACCUCGCGCGGACGAAUCGGCGGUGGCGGCGGAAGCUGGCUAAGUGA
Messenger RNA from Pelagomonas calceolata, 1218 nucleotides. The record is from the annotation of a GenBank genome assembly. NCBI's taxonomy places the organism in Eukaryota, Pelagophyceae, Pelagomonadales, Pelagomonadaceae.